Molecule: messenger RNA, 1255 nt
Organism: Bombyx mori (domestic silkworm)
Lineage: Eukaryota; Metazoa; Arthropoda; Insecta; Lepidoptera; Bombycidae
Product: candidate olfactory receptor
Biological process (GO): detection of chemical stimulus involved in sensory perception of smell; sensory perception of smell
Cellular component (GO): plasma membrane
Molecular function (GO): olfactory receptor activity; odorant binding
Source: RefSeq, marked provisional
GAAAUAUAUCGAGGACUAGUCUCGGAGCUGCGACAAACGUAGCGUGCUCUCGUAAUCAUGUCGUUAUCUGGAAGUAGCGUCUUCACGCACUUGUUUCUGCUGCGAUGCUGCGGCUUCUGUCGUCUGAGCCGGAGCUCGACCGCGCGCCGAGGGCUCAGCGUAGCUCACGAGGUCUACCGGGCGCUGACUCUCACCCUCACCGUGGUCUACUUACUGCAGGAGUGCGUCUACGCUUACCAGGAGAGGACCGAUAUGGACAAGCUGUCUCGGGUCAUGUUCCUGCUGCUCUGCCACAUCACCUCCGUGGCGAAACAACUGGUCUUCUACUUGGAUGCUGACAGAAUCGACUAUCUGAUCGCCACACUUGACGAUCCCUCAUACAACGAAAUGUCCCACCAAAGACUUCUCGUGGACGCCUCGCGCUGGGCAUCGAGGUUCGUCUGGGCAUACUCGGGGUGUGCCGUUGUCACGUGCACCCUCUGGAUUGUCUUUCCUAUCAUCUACCACGUCCAGGGACAAACUGUGGAAUUCCCGUUCUGGAUUCAAAUAGACUACACGAAGUCUUCAAUGUUUGUGGUGGUGCUCCUCUACUCGUACUACGUGACCACCCUGGUGGGAAUAGCCAACACCACCAUGGACGCCUUCAUGGCCACCAUCCUCGGACAGUGCAAAACUCAAUUCACGAUCUUGCGAAUUAAGUUCGAGACGCUGCCAACGCGAGCCAAGCAGGCCCUAAGGUGUGACUCCGAACAGAACUACGAUGAAGUGCUGAUGAGGCUGUUCCAUGAUUGCUUGAAACAUUAUCAGAAAAUCGUAGAUACGACAUCAUCACUUCAGAGCAUCUUCAGUUCUGCUAUUCUGAUACAAUUCGGUAUCGGGGCUUGGAUCCUAUGCAUGGCGGCUUACAAGAUUGUUAAUUUGAGCGUUCUGAGCAUCGAGUUUGCGUCCAUGAUCCUGUUCAUCAGCUGCAUACUCACGGAGCUGUUCCUGUACUGCUACUACGGGAACGAGGUGUCAACCGAGAGCGAGCGGCUAGUGACGUCGAUCUACAGCAUGGAGUGGGUGGGGGCGCGGCUGGGGUUCCAGCGCGGCCUGCUGGUGCUGCUGGAGCGAGCCCGCAGACCGGUGCGGCCCGCCGCCGGACUCGUCAUACCGUUGUCGCUUCAAACCUUCCUCAAGAUUAUAAAAUCAUCAUACACAUUCUACGCCGUGCUGCGGCAGACAAAGUAGCUAUCGACAAGAGUAGCGUCGCACC